GAUGUAACUUGUAAGGUGAUAGUCUGGAUUCUGAUAGAUGAGUUUACAUUAGUUGGCGAAUUCAUACAAACCAUAUCGUGUCUCUGAUAGUCUAUGUCAAGUCUGCAAAGAAGCAGACACUAUACACUUUCUGACGCAAUCUCUUUGAGAUAUUCGAUGAUUUUUCAUGUAACCAUGUUGUAUCAACUACCGCCGGUAUGCGGGAUAAUCACCACCAUCAUGUUUUGGUUACAUCUCGGAGCGAGCAUUGCGGCCGAAUUGCAGAUGGGGUUUGUCCGGUAGUGUAAGUAUGGCUCCUUGGUUGUGCCUAGAGGCAGGUACGAGAAGGAUUCUGCCACGACUAUGGAUUGUUAAUUCGUG
Eremomyces bilateralis CBS 781.70 is the source of this 360-nucleotide messenger RNA. RefSeq lists its product as uncharacterized. The transcript has a single exon. NCBI's taxonomy places the organism in Eukaryota, Fungi, Ascomycota, Dothideomycetes, Eremomycetales, Eremomycetaceae. The record is from RefSeq and is a predicted model, not a curated record. Bases 94 to 282 code for a protein of 62 amino acids.